Molecule: messenger RNA, 687 nt
Organism: Miscanthus lutarioriparius
Lineage: Eukaryota; Viridiplantae; Streptophyta; Magnoliopsida; Poales; Poaceae
Source: the annotation of a GenBank genome assembly
AUGGCUGCCAUGCUCGCCCGCUCCUCGAGCCUCCUCCUCCUCGCCAUGGCGUUGUGGACGUCGUCCUGCCUGCUUCUGCCGGCGGCCAUGGCUGAGAACACCGUGCAUCCCGCGUCGUCGUCGUCGGCGGCGGCGGCGGCGGCGGCGCAGCCGAGCAUAGCUGCCGCAGGCAAGUACCGCCCGACGACCACAGGCACGCUGCCGGCAGCGUCAUCGUCGUCAUCCGCUCCAGCGGCGGUCGCGGUCCCACCGGGGACACCAGCAGCGGCGUCUGAACCCGCAACAACCGCCACCGCUGGCACGGCUCCGGAGAAGUUCCCGCUGCCGACGCCGCACGGCGGCGUCGAGCCGGACCUGCCGGCACCUCAUGGCGGAGGCGAGCCGUACCUGCCCGCUGCACAGGUGGCCGGAGCGCUGCCGGUGCCCACGCCUGACGAGCUGCCCAGCGGGGCCAGCCUCGGAUUCGGCAGCAACGGGGGCCUUGGGUUCGGCGGACCCGGCGACGAGUGCUGCGGCGGCGGAGGAAACGGCUGGUUCGGCGGGCCAGGUGGCUUUGGACCCGGAACCUACGGGUACAAUGGUCCACUCUACUGGGGGGCAGCGCCGGCGGCGGCAGGGCUUGGACGCGUCAUCAACGUCGUCCUGCCACUCGUGGUGGCUUAUGUUUCUGCAGCCAUGUUCGCUUAG